AUGCAGCACUCUACCAUCGCCCUCUUAUUGAGCAACGCCCUGUUGACCUGGGCUGCGACUCCCGCAGGCUUUCAGCCUGCUUCCAAUGUCGAUCUCAUCGUUGCUUACGGUGACCAGUCGGCUCUCAAUGGCGUUGAUUUGGCCAAAAGCCUUACACAAUCGGAGCCUACAGUUGGCACGACGGAGCCCUUGACCGGAAAAAGCUAUGCCCUCAUCAUGGUUGACAUUGAUAUUCCUACCAACAACCCUCCGGCCACCGGUACCUUUCUUCACUGGGCCCAGGCGGAUCUCACUCCCGCCGCCUCGACCACCACAGUCAAGCUGAACGACGGCGAGCGCACCAUUCACACUUUGACUACCAAUGCACAGGCUAUUGCGCCUUACAAGGGCCCUUCGCCACCCGCAAAGGUUCCCCUGUCGCACCGAUACGUCGAGAUACUGGUCGACACCAGCGACAUCACACCAGAAGGAACCGCAGCUCUGCAAACCCUCUCGAACCGUCUGGGCGUUCAAGUUAACGAUGUUCUCACCCAAGCGGGGCUGGCAAACAAGGUGGUGGCUGGCAACUUCUUCAACGUCACCAACGCGGGACCUGCGGCAUAG
Colletotrichum truncatum is the source of this 603-nucleotide messenger RNA. RefSeq lists its product as uncharacterized. Lineage: Eukaryota; Fungi; Ascomycota; Sordariomycetes; Glomerellales; Glomerellaceae. The record is from RefSeq and is a predicted model, not a curated record. Gene Ontology annotation, molecular function: peptidase inhibitor activity; phospholipid binding. Gene Ontology annotation, biological process: regulation of proteolysis; regulation of Ras protein signal transduction.